AUGUCCUUUAAAAAAGGUGAUUGGAUUGUUCUAGAAAUCAUUGGUUGUAAGAGAGAUGAUGAAGCCGAAGGUAAUUCGUGCGGCGCCCAACAAACCACCCGUCCAUACAAGAACGUUUUAGAUGCUCAACGUUGCGGUUUGCCAUGGACUACGAUUUCUUCUGAACAGUUUGUUUAUUCCUACCCCCAAAGCCAAUUCCGCCUGUUAGCGGGGCUAGAAAUAAUCAAGGCAGAAGAUGGAACUAGGUGA
Molecule: messenger RNA, 249 nt
Organism: Phyllotreta striolata
Lineage: Eukaryota; Metazoa; Arthropoda; Insecta; Coleoptera; Chrysomelidae
Source: the annotation of a GenBank genome assembly